GCAAGGAAGCUAACAAACGCAUUCAGACCUAGACAACUGAAGCUUUCUUCAAACAAAGGUAAAUUUUUGAACAAGACCGUGGCCGACUGCGCUGCGACUUACUCUAAAAACAUGGAAGGCUAUCCACUACUUCUCAGAAACUAUGUCGUCGUAAUGGGGAUCUUUGCUACAUUUCCAAGUAUUUCCACAGGUGACACUCCAACCUGUGUUCGUGUAGUCUGUAUUUUUAGUAGUCUGGGUCCCUUGGAACAUAUUUUCAGUACAUUCCUAAAGCUUUCAUUUUUUUUUUUACUUUUUCCUUACAGCUUUCAGUCAAGGAUCGAUUGGCAACUUUUUCUACGUCAACUUCAUGAUAAGUGAAUUUUCCUACCUGAAUAUCACAAGUAUUGGACGGAAUCUUAUUCAAAACGAAAACGAUUGUGGCUACGCCUGUUUAGAAAAUUCCUCAUGUUUUUCCUACAAUGUGGCUGCCUUCCCUGAUGUCAACGGCAAACUUCUUUGCGAACUCCUGCCAUCGGACAAGUUUAACAACUCGGACAAGUUCAACGCCAGUAAAGAGUUUCAUCACUUUUAUAUUCCGGUAAGUCAAACAUCUAAUUAAUGAAAAAUGUUCCUUCUGGAGAAAAUAAAAAGUUUCUUCUUGUUUUGUUUGUGUAAUUAUUUUCUUUUGACUCUCGCUAGUUUCGAAAGUUAGCAUUUGUAAAUCAAAAUUUAUCUCUUCGCUUGGAAAAUCUUGAAUGCAGUGGAUUACGUUGUGCUUCAAAUGCAAAGGAAUAGGCUAAUGAGUUUGGAUAAAAAAUAAAUAAAUAAAAAAACCUUAUAAAAGUCUUACGACCAAGUUAAACCUUUCUGUUAAACCUUUAAUUUGACCAUCUGCUGAUGCCCAAACAUACUUGAUGAAAUCGAUAUAUUUAUGUUCGGAUGUCCUAAACGUUAGUGAGGGGGGAGUUGCAGACAAAGGUCUCGACUGAAAUAUUUUUCGACAAAAGCGUUCAGCUCUUAAAACACAUUUGUCAUAUCAUGAAUUUGCUUAUUAUUUGUUUGCAUACUUGGAUUACCUUAAAAGUUACAGAAACGUUUUAAUAUUCCUAUUUUAGGCUAAUCUUUCGCCGGUUAGACUAUAUCAGCACAACGCCUUGAAAUUCGGUAGCAUCUGUGCAAAUUUCUGGGUAAAUGAAACAGCGUUACUCUCAAAACCUCACUAAAUACUCAAGUGAGCAAACCCACGGGGGAGUGCAAAAGAUAAAAAUGUUUAUUGCGUCCUUAAUUAUAUCGAUGUCAUCUAAGCAUCGACAUGUAUGUCAAAUUCGUUGCUUUUUGAAUCCAUGAAACAAAGCGAAAGGGAAACAAAGAAAAUUUAAUCCCAACUUUUGUAUGUUUACAGUAAGCUGAAUUUAAUCUAGGGUUCGGCUCGUUGAAGUAAUUAACCUCAUAUAGUGAAGACAAUGAAUGUCUUUAGUUUUCGUGCUGAAAGUUAACUGAGGCCCCGAAACUUUCUCACUUUCUAGUGCUUUUCUUGUUCUGUUUGGACAUUACUAUGGCAACACAAAGUACCUGACCUGUUAACCUAUGGGAACAUUCAACUGAGGAAAUUCGUAUCCAUUAAACGUUCCUGACAAUAAAUGAAUUUAAACGAGUAAACUGCCUUGUCGCAACAGUAUUUAUUGUUUCGAGUUCUUCGUUCUUUUUCACACACGCCAACCACUUUGAUGCUAGUGUUUGCCUGAUUCAAUAGGAUAUUGCCAUAGCAACGCACAUUCAAAGAUAGGCCUGCCACCUGUAACUGAUGAACCGUUCGUGUUUUGUUAUUAAAAAAAACAGCUUUUGUUAUUGCGUCACAAGAAAUACAUGUUACUGGCGGUAGAAGUUCUACACUAUGAAAAAGCAAGCAUCAAGUUUUCUAGAAAACGGAGACAAUAAUUAAGGGACUUAUCAAAGUCUGCUUUACAUUUGUUAGAGCUGCGCAAAAUUCCCCUUACUUGAUCUUAUUUUAAUAUUUUCAAUAUAUAUUUAUUUUUUAUCUUUUCUUUCAUCGUCCUUAUUUCGAGAAACACCUCGAUUUUUGUAACCUGUUAUAUAGGCUCCGAGAUAGUAGUGCAGCGGGAGAAGGGACAGAGAGGACCAUAUUUUUUUUUCCGCCGCUAUCCCCUUUCCUAGAUCGCGUGCGUCUUAUUUUAAAUAGGUUUCCUUCUUUUAUCUUACCGAUGUCCCUACUUUGAGAUCCUACGCAGUAUACCCGUAAGUUCAACAUGGAUGAUUGAAAACAAGCCUAAAAUUUCGAAUUUAUUAGGUUUGCACAAAAUCUAGUUAUUAGCAGAUUUGUUGAUGAGUUAGUACACAACUUACAAUUUGUUACCCCACUUUUUUAAAACAACAAACCAAAUUUUAACAGUAUUUAAUUUUUUAACAAAAUAAGACAAAAAGUAAGCAUGUUCAACAGUUAAGAGGCAGUCUCCCUAAAAGCGUUCCACUCGAUUUUGGACUCGCUAAAACGUUUGCCUCAUAUUUUUAUCAUCAACACUGCUAUCCAUCCUAAUAACGAAACUGCAGUUACAAUGAGGAAAUUGUUUAUUUUACUGCCAUUCCCAGCAUUUCAUUGCUGGACGACCGUUAGCGGCUAAAAUAUGCAAAUUUUAGAUGCCCUUUUACAGGUUUUUUAACGAUCGUUUAAAAGUACUUCGGGUCAUCAAAUCCUAGACUAUUGCACUCGUUUGGAAGCAUAUUACUUCUUCUUACUGUUCCAAUACCAUUUAGGCAUUAUCUUUCUGUAAUCAGCAAAAACUGGUCGUCUUUAUUUCACUAACCCAAUUAGGAAAGCAAGAUGCACGAAUAAAUGCCUCAAAAACAUCUCAAAAUUCUCAAAAGUGGCACCUAAACUAGAACUAAAAACAUGUUUUAGUUAAAGAUUAAUAGCUAUUUUGUCAAGUCAUGCAAUAAAACUUGUGGCACAACGCGAUUCACAAUGUGGACUGGAGUUCAAAGAAGUAAAAUCAACAAUCCGCUAAUUACGUCUACGCCAUAAUAAGUCUCGUACUUAUAAAUUCUUAUCAAGUAAAUUGUUUUUUGCCCUUAAAAAAAUGAAAUCAGCUGUGAAAUGUACAUUGAAUUAAGUUAGUGUCCGGACACCUUUAGGAAUUUGAUAUUAGUAUAAAUUCUAAGAUGUAUAAAUCUACCGGCCUUCGAUCACAAAUCUGAUUGUCUAUAUACAGUGCUAGUGCUAUGCUGGUAAUGCUGUACUCUAUCAAUUUCGUGAUGGACAGUGAGUGAAGUGACUGAGUAGCCUGGGGUAGCCUGACAGUGUUCGGUUGUAACCUGUUUAUACCACCACCGAAUAAAACCGUUAGCCUUUCAAGUUGUUACGCUUUGAACGACUAGGGGGUUUAUAUUUGACUGUUUUAGGGAAAUUUGUACCAGAUCUUUGUUUACUCGCAUGCAAUCUCGCUCGUUUUUUUGUUUUUGUAUUUUUUCAUAAGAUUUGUGAAGUAUUUGCGGUCUUUAUAUUCUUUGUCAUAGCAUCUCGGUAUGCAGACAUAUAAAAGCAAUAAGAUCCUCUCUGAGUGGCUCAACAACAUUGUCCGCGUAGGCUGGUGCAUCAAAUGAGUGCCGCACUGGAGUCGCAAAACGAAAUGAUAAACGCGGUGGCGCUUAAUUUAGUAAAAUCGAUAUCAAUAUGAAUUUGGAUCCACACGGAGGGUCCAAAGGCCGAUUUUUAAAAAUGUGAUCCUAGAUCCUUCAGCUGUUGUUCAGAUGUAUGUAUUUUUACAUCAUUAACGUGGGAGAAUGCAAGCGUCUGUAAGAACAGGGUAAUAACCGCUAACAAGACGUGAGACGAGAAAAGACGUAAAAACAGUGUAGGGGUCUCGACCGGGAGAAAUGUUCAUGCUGGGGAAACCUUCGACAAUGCCGGAUUCAGACUUCACGUCAGUUCUCACCUCUACUGAUUGUUCGAAUUCAAAGGUUUUUGUCCACGUUGGGCUUCAAUAGAAAAUCCUGUCGGUGAAGUCCAUGGUACCAAACAAUUGUCAUGAGUACUCUCAGUAAUAUGCCUAAAGGUAGGUAAUCACGAUUUUGGCAAUUUAACUCCGACUCCAAAUUAGGUUUAGAUAUGCGCUUAUCACUUUCUGUUUCACGCGUGUAUCUCGUGAUAUUCAAAUCCGUCAGCUCAUAAAUAAAUGAUACCAAAUGUGCAAGUGCAUCAGCUGACUGUGUAACUUUAUGCCAUACUGCAACACUGAUUAAUAUCAGGAUAUUUGACUUAAAGCCACUUCCUACUUUUCUCCAUAUAUAGCUUCAUUAUGUUUGGAUCUUCACUUCCCGCAUAAUUCUAAAUAAAACAAUUGAGCGGACUACUGAGUUUAUCAUUGUCUGAACUUGAAAUUACCAUUAUGACAAUACCCAUUGGCCCUUUUGUCGUUAUCUUAUCACAGAUAAAGGAACUAGUGAUAAGGAUAUUAGCAAUGAUUUUAUGAUUUUAUACGUACGUGAUCCUAUCCUUUAAAAUAGAUGGUAUACGAUCUUAGCAAUCUCCACACCAAUUACAUGCCUGUCCUUGGUCCUAAUGUUCCUUUCCUUGUCCUCUAUACGAGGUGUCCGCCAAAAACGUCCGAGUUUAUAUGCCGAUAUUUGUGGGUAAUCCCCGGGAGGACUUCCAUAUAAAAGUGAAGGGCUGCUCGUCGGAAAAUUAAUAAUUUAUUAUUUAAACCCCUAAGGGAGGCCAAGGUGGGUGUGGCUCAAGCUUAAACUGACCCCUAAAGGAGAUUUCUGUGAGGUCAGCGUCACCGCGUUUUUUUUGGCAAAUUUCUUUAUGCACAGCCUUAAGUGAUACCUGAAUGAGCAUAUUUAGGUACUUUCCGUCCCAAACAACCGAAGUGAGACCAAAAUCUGCAAACGACGAGCACCCACGUCACUUUUGUAUGGGAGUCCUCCUGGGGAAGCAGAUCACCAUCUGUUCCACUUGAUUUUUCGUAAGGUCAAUGAUUACCAUCUUUUGAGAGUAUUGGGUCGGCUUCACUUAGUUCAGACUUCGAUGGAUGACACAUUUCAUGGUAAGAAGUAAUGGUGUCCUGACAAUCGUGUACUUUUAUCAGUUGGAAAAAACGCGUGAACUUCCACACUUUAUUUUCUUGUUAAUUUCACUGAUGUUGCACGAUUCGAAAUUAACGUUGAAACUUUAUUAUUUGCGUGUGCCAACUUCUUUAUUAACUGGCUGCGAUACAAAAGUAGCCUUAGACUCCAGACUGUCUCCUGGAGCGUGAAAACAAACGCUGACCACUGUUAAUAGGACAAUACAGUCAGGAAAUGGAAGAAACCUACUAAUUGAAAUUUCAUUAACAAAGUCUUCAAAUAUGGGCUCGCCGUUCACAGUCCAGUACUAUCGCCCCAUGUUAGCGAAUACAAGACAGUCGUGGAUUCUGGAUCCCAUUCCAUGGAUUCAGGAUUCCGGGUGCUGGAUUCCAGUCUUUUCCUGUGGAAUUUCAUUCCUUAGUAGGGUGCUUCAGCUCUAUUCUGGAUUCCAAAGCCCUGGAUUCCGGAUUUCAUAUCAAAAUUUUCCCGGAUUCCGGAUCCUACAAGCAAAAAUUUUCCAGUUUCCGGAAUCCCGAUACCCUUACGUGGGGCGAAGUACAAGUCAAGCAUUUUCUGACCUGUUCACGCAUAUUUAAUUAAGCAGUGGGAAAUUUACUUUUCUUCUAACGUUCGAUUUUAUAAUAUGAUGGAUCGGAGUAACGUCUGGUCAAUGCAGCUCUUUCAGACUGGACCACAUUUUAAGCUAGAAGAGGUUUGGUUCUGAAAAGGUAUUUUUCCGUCUUGACACAACAGACUUAACACGAAUGUUCGGGGCAGUGGGAAUAUUAAAUGAAGCUUGGAAAGGUAUCUUUUACUUGCUGAACUAAUUUUUGAACAAUAUGUAUCAUUGGCAAAGAGAAAAAGGGAAUUUUAAUAUAGUUUUGGUGGGAAAAUGAGGCAUAUCUUACUUAAAAGUGGCAAGUAUUUGAAUAACUGAGGAUUUUGUUGUGACAGCAGCCGGUAUCGUCACGCAACGCAAAUUGAACAUUUGCCUAAAUUUGAGUUGAAACCUUCAAUUCUGAAUCGCGUUGUGCCACAAGUUUUACUGCAUAACUUGACAAAAUAGCUAUUAAUCUUUAACUAAAACAUGUUUUUAGGUCUAGUUUAGGUGCCACUUUUGAGAAUUUUGAGAUGUUUUUUAGGCAUUUUCUCGUGCAGUUUGCUUUCUUAAUUGGAUUAGCGAAAUAAAGACGACCAGUUUUUGCUGAUUACAGAAAGAUAACGGCUAAACGAUAUUCGAACAGUAAGAAGAAGUAAUAAGCUUCCAAAUGAGUGCAAUAGUCUAGGAUUUGAUGACCCGAAGAACUUUAGAACGAUCGUUAAAAAACCUGUAUAACAGAGACUAAAGUUUGCAUAUUUUAGCCGCUAACGGUCGUCCAGCAAUGAAAUGGUGGGAAUGGCAGUAAAAUAAACAAUUUCCUCAUUCUAACUGCAAUUUCGUUAUCAGGAUGGAUAGUAGUGUUGAUGGUAAAAUUAUGAGGCAAAAGUUUUUUCGAGUCCAAAAUCGAGUGGAACGCUUUUAGGGAGACUGCUUCUUAAGCAUUCGUUGAAAGCACGCUACAUGUAUAUAUCAAAGGCGACAAAAGCAGAUAAUUUUCGAACCAGUCUUUGUUCACUUAUUGGCUGCAUAUCUCCUCCUGAUAAAAAUGUUAACAUUCGCAUAAAAAUGAUAAAGUACUUCUAAAGAAACUGUGUUCAGCCUCCUUAAAGGCCAACUGAAAGUCAGGAGGAAAGAAUUGUGCCAGAAAAAAACGUUUUAAUUCUUAGAAUGCAAGAAAAUGCAAUUUAAUUGGAGGAAGAAAUUUACAAAGUAUAAGGAAUAUAAGAUGGAGUUUCAUUAGAAUUCAUAGAAAAACGCAGAAAAAAUGCGUUUAAAAGAUAUCCUGACCAGCUACGACAGAGGCCAAGCAGUGGCUCUUUAUGCCAUCGUCAGGCCACUCGCCGAUAUAUCUCUGCAGCCUGUUCAUCCUACAUCCUGGGCUGCGUCAAAAGAAUGCAUUGACCAGAAGCAACUAGCUGAGAAUACAACAGGCUGUGAACCCACUCACUGGGGCAAUUAAUGCAGGCAUUAGAUAUAGCUUCUGUUCUAGUUCAGCAAAACCAGCCGGCGGCUCGCUGAAAUAAUUUGAUGACCAAGCGAGUUAAAUUCAUUUAAUUACACAAGCUUAUUGCAUGCUAACCGAAGGGAAUUUUAGUUUGUAACUGCGCUAAAAAUGAAAUUCAAAUUUCAAAUCAUCUGCGAUUAUUUUAGGUGCCGAGAAAGGAGAAUCCUGAUGAAUUUUUGAACGUGUUCGCCGCUAAGAUGUUUUAUUUAUUUAUUUAUUUAUUUAUUUAUUUAUUUUUUCAUUCAGUCAUUCCGUUCGCUUAGACACAGAUAUGUUCUGUUCCUAAAGACAACUAAGCAGACCCAUCUUACCCUUUUACAAAAAAAACCUCUUUGUUAAAAUGUAUUUUCAAAAACUGAAUCAUUGGAUAACAUAACUCUAGCGCUCUUUAAUAUUGGCUUAGCCAUCAUGAUAUAUGAGACAUGAUACCAUGCUCUCCAAAUAUGGUAACUGUAAGAGUCUGCUCAGAAUUAAAAACUAGCUGAACAUCAUUUGUUUUUAAAAAUAAAGUCAGGAAGAAUUCUUGAUAUUGGGCUUUUGUAAUAAAGAAUUAUUCCACUCGCGUUUGUUGAAUAUGAGAUGAUUAUAGCCAACUCGGCGCUGCCUGCCUCGUUGGCUCUUGCUGGGGAAUAUAAGAAACAAAUCCUAAAAAGGAAGGAGGAAGAUUCAAAUAAACUUGUAUUUUAUAUCUUUGAGGCCACAAUAAAAAUAAGUGUUAAAGUUUUUUAAUCUCUUCUAAUAAUGAUAUAAAAAUGCCUCAUUUUAUUUUACUUUACUUUGUUAAGUUUUCUGAGACUAGGAAACUUUAUCCCCAACCUUUCUGUUCAGUUAUUUUUGAGGUUGCUGGCUCAUGAAUUUUGUGUGUUUGUGUGCUCAAAGUAUUUGGACAUACAAUGAAGCGGCUAUCGAGUUGGCGGCGGCUGUUUUUAUUAAACGAUUACAACAGCAUGCAUGCCAUAAGUUUCGUGACGAAAAUAAACUUCUGGCGAAGAAAACGUUAUUCAUAGUUCCUACAAUCUUGAAAAGGUCUUGAAUUUUACUAGUCGUCUUGAAAAGUCCUUGAAUUCGGUCUAGGUCCUUGAAAUCAUGUAAUUUAGUAGUCAUAUCAAUUGAAUUUGUAAGAAAUCUACUCUCGCCAUAAGAUCAAUGGGACGCAUUCGGAAAUAUCUCUCGCUAGACGGACUUAAAAUGUUAGUUAAUGUCCUUGUCAUCUCGCGAUUGGACUUUUGCAAUUGUCUUUUGUAUGGUAUUCCUAAAUAUCAAAGGGAUAAGCUCCAACGAAUCCAGAAUACUGCGGCGCGUCUUGUGAUGGGCGUAAAACUUUCAGGUCAUGCAUCGCCUAUACUAAAGAACUUGCAUUGGCUUCCAGUUGAAAAGAAGAUUGAAUUUAAGAUUCUCCUCAUAACGUAUAAGACUAUACAUGGCCACUCUGCGGACUACCUGAAGCCUUUAAUUGAAAUGCAUCAACCGUCACGAACUUUAAGAUCAGCGUCACGUUCACUACUCUGUCCUCAAAAAAAUUACGGGUGUAGAGCUUUUUCUUUUGCGGCACUGAAAUUGUGGAACUCCCUGCCGGAGGACAUUAAGAAUGCCAAGACUGGAAUCUGUUUUAAAAACAAGUUGAAAACUCAUCUUUUUAGGAAGGCUUUUUUUUUUUAGUAAGCAUUAUGGUGAACUUAUUUAGAUAGGGAUUUUCAUUUUAUUUUCUGUUUGUAAAUCAUUUUAAAUCAUUUUAAGGCGCAUCGAGCUUUGUAAAUGCGCCAUGUAAGAAUGUAUUUAUUAUUAUUAUUAUUAUGUCGCAGUAUAAAACUUUGGAAUGUUGUCCACAUUAUGAGUAGUAUAGGGCGCAUAAUGCAACCUACACCACUUGAGAAGCUAUACUAUACGUUAAGCUAUACGGUACGAAACCUAAUACGAUCCUAAUGUAAAUAAUAAUAUGAAUGUCCCUACUUAAAAAGCCAAUUUAGAAUAUUAUUAAAUUCUUAUACUCUGUAAAACCUACGCAAAGACAUGAUGAUAUAAUUAUCUCUACUAGAAGCCUAAUUAGAAAAUUAUUCAGUUUUUAUACUCUCAUUUUCUCUUAUAUACCUACACGAGGCCAUCUUAAUGUGGUUAUCUCUACUAAAAGCUUAUUUAGAAUAAUAUCAAACUCUAGUACUCUAAAAAAUCUAAGUAAAAACGUCAGCAAACUUGUGUUUUAAUAUCAUUAUUAUCAUUAUUAUUAUUAUUAUUGUUAUUAUUAUUAUUAUUAUUAUUAUUAUUAUUAUUAUUAUUAUUAUUAUUUAAGUGUUGGAUUUCUUUAUUAGGUCUUGGAAAGUCCUUGAUAUUCACAACCUUGUCUACACCAGACACCAUUUUCUCUAAAAAUAUAUUAUUUUGCCUAAAAUAUUUGACUCAUCCUCGGUGUAAGAACCUGUGAAACUCACGAAUAACGUAACACAUUUUUGUGUAUGAACAAUAUUUUAUUUCUGUCUCUUUAUUUCAAAUGCUAUUUGAGAACCUAAGAUGCAAUUGCAAGUCAUACCUAGUCAUUUUGCAAAGUCUUAUUGCGGAAAGUAGACGUAUAAAAUAAUGUGAUCAACAAUGGCCGAAGAAGCGGUAAAAAUCACAAAAAACUCCUUGACGUGUUUUAGCAACUGUACGGUGAUGAAAGUGGGUUAAAGAAUGCCGAUUUAUUUAAUAAAUCUUAGUCUUUGAAAAUUAUAAUUUGUUCUUGAAAAAUCCUUGAAAAGUCCUUGAAAUGUUUUUGUCUGAAGUUGUAUGAACCAUGGUUAUAGAAUUCGGCUAGAUUCCUGCUUGGCCUUCUUGUAUAUAUCUUGAUUCACGGCAACGCUAAACGCGACCGGUUGCUCUUCCAGCAGCUUGUUCUCAUCGGACGUAGGAGAGGCAACAGGACUAGUUAGAUUCUGUGAAUGCCAUGUUUUUGAACUGUUUGUGUUCGAGCAUAUUUUUGGAAACUUAAUAUCAGAGUUUACUUUCCCUUUUUAAUGACGGACUGCUUACAACGGAGUAGUGUACCAAUGAUACUUGGUUCUGUUUUUCUCCACGUCGCAUUGAUUCGGCACGAUCGAACAAUUUUGCGCGAUCAAUGUGGGUUUCCCUAUUUAAAAAAAUGUCAAAACAAAGACAUCAACAACAGCGUCUCUUUUGUUCUGUCAGCAUCUAAAUUAUAAAAUCAGUAAAGAAAGACAAGUCUAACUAUUAAAGAUUUGAAACAGUCCUGGCCCCUGUUGUACAAACGUUGGACAGCGCUAUUCACCUGAUAAAUCGUUAUCCAGAGGAUAAGCAUGACGAAAACCAAUUGCGCUAUCCGUUGGAUAGUGGUUUAUCCAGUGGAUAGUGCUAUCCACCUUUUGAACAAAUAGGGCUUCGUCUUUAUUAGUCUUUGGUCUAGAGUCUUUUGUAGGUCGUUAAUAAAAUAAAACUUUGAUCUAUUUUGUUGAAUACGACAAUGUUGUUGUUGAGUUUUUGUUUGCGCUCUACUUUUAUGAAUGGCAUGCGUUCGAAGAAAUUGAGAGAACUUGAUCUAGUAUAACCAGAGAGGAAACAUUCUUUAAAUUCUAUCAAAAUAUCCCUUAUACAAACCCAAUCGCUUGUAAACGUCUCUGUAAUUUUCAGAGGAAGUGACAGAGAAAGUCAAGCGUUUUAAACAAUAGAAUUUUGACGGUUGAAAGUAAUUUGCAUAACUUCAGCGCGCAUGCUCUCCAGCUGACAUAGCCCCUUUAAGUUGGGGGAUGAAGAACGUCGUGUUCCAAAAGUCCGAAAUUCUUUUGAUUCUGACUAUUAGAAUAACUACGAUCACACACCUUGCUAAGCCUGAAUCCAUAAUAAAUAUCGUGAAAAACUUUACCAACAAAAAUUUAUCCGGCUAAUCUUAAGAUUACAUUAUAUUUUAAUUAUACUUAAUACUUAUACUGUAUAUCUGACUUGCUUCUCUUUGUGUAGUCUCCAUGUGACAGCUCGCCCUGUAAGAACACUGGCAAAUGCAUUCCCUUGUACCAGAAAAAUGGAUAUAAGUGUACCUGCGUGAAAGGAUUCACGGGACGAAACUGCGAAACGAGUAAGCGAUACUUGGCUGAAACAAGUAUCAAAUUAUGCUAACUUUUGUUUUCUCUAAACUGUCUCUCUCUUGAAAGUUAAAUCACAGGGGGCACAUUAUUAGAGAACUUUGCCAGUGGAGAAACCCUGAGUACUACUACAUGUUGCGGCGUAUUUCAAUUUUUGCUGAAGUCGUAUGUACUGCUAGAAAUUGCGGAACAUUCUGUAAAAUACCUUUGCUUUGACUCUCUCCUACAGAUAUAAAUGACUGUGUCAAUAUCACUUGUUUGAACAACGGAACUUGCAUCGACCUAAUUGAUGGCUUCAACUGCAGUUGCCCUCCAGGAUAUGCUGGGAAUCGAUGCGAAAUUGGUUAGAUUCUUUUUGUUAUUAUUUGCAUUGAAUUUUUCGCCCAUACGCAACAUGUUAUACCGUCUAUACCGUGUAGCAUGAAAUUUUUGAGGGACUUUUAUUUUGAGGAUUGGCGAUGUUUUGAGGUUUGCAGGAACAAAUUUUUACGGCUCCAAUUGACUGAAAUUUCCGCAGGGAUGAAACUAAUUUUUGCCGGCGGUUUUCUUUUCGAGCAGCAAAACAUCAACAAGAGAUCGAGGAUCGUAAUAUUUUCAACUUUUAUUACUUUUUUUUAAGGUAAAACGGCAGUCUAUACUUCUCAGACAUUUCAGUCAACGACAAGCUGGUCGGUUACAACAAAACAUUUCCAGUUAAGCUGUAAAAGCCCGACUUAAAAUACAAAUUAAAAUACAACGAAUCUAAACUCAGUCAAUCAACACCUGUUGCGCAAGCAACAGCAGAAGCGUAUCUAGAGCUACCGGUAGAGCAUCGUUGUUCUUCAGUGUACCUCUUGUGCCUUAGACACUGGAAAAGUAUUGACUUAAACUUUUAUCGUUUUAUCGUUUCGUUUUAUUUGUAUAGCAGGUAAGGUCCGAUUGCUUUUUCUCAUCAGGGCAAAUAUUAAACGAAACGUUCUUGUUUUAUCCUGAUGUAUGGUACUAGCAGCACUGAUGGAUUAAAAGCUAUUUUUAAAUAGCGGUUUUUAAUUUUGCUGGUUUUUUUUUUUUGUUAUCUGCCGGAACUUAUUUUUGCGGAUCAACGACCAUCCGCAAAAUCCACAAGAAUUAAGCACCGUAUAAUUAAAGUGCUACACGGUACAUCAAGUUAUGUAAGUACCUAAUAUAGGUGAAGGUGUUGAAUGCUGUUGGGUGAUAAUAUACACGAUCAAUUUAAAUCCUACACGAAGCCUUUACACCCAGCCGACAAUGCGAGUUCAGCUGUCCCUCCUCAUUCUUCCCCGCUAGAGGCGUUUCGUGGGAGAGAUGUUUGCAAUUCAGCCAGCAAAUUUAUUGAUUACGUACAUCUUUCUGAAAUCUGGUGAUUGGUCGACUUUGUAAUCUCAUUCUUUUAGCUUUUGCAUCGUGCGCGUUCGACGUUAGGAGAACUCAACCUCUAAUAUUUUGGAUUCCUGUAGAGCUUGCUUCUCCUCCCAUAGUCAGGUACAUGUGUUGCCUUUUCAACAUUUUUUUUGCCGUACGUCUGCAUUUUUGGCGCCGGAAUUUAGUCAUAGGUACAUUCCCAUUACCCUUGUUCGAUCAAGAAAAAACAGAUGGUGCAACUCGUCAUUUUUCGAAAGCACGGAGUUAUUUGAUUUAGGCGAGAGAAUUAAUUUCGAGUUGUUUUUGAGGCGGGUUCUAUCCCUGAGAUGGCGAUUCUGGCCUACCCUUCUCGGACGAUACUUCAUUGUUAGUAAGAGAUGUUAUACCGGUCAGAUUGAGCUGAAACAUCGUACCAAGACACAAAUAAACACCAGGGCCCAGCUGUUCGAAGAGCACUAUUAUCGCUUGAACCCGGUGUUAAAUUUUAAUCUGGAUUUCUCUUUCUUUUGCACGAAAGCAUUUUCUCGGGUAAUUUUCGCUAUUCUUCAAUUUAGAAACAUUCCAUCACCUCAUUGUAGACAAAAAUAAUUAAACUGAAUUUGUUUUUUUACGCUUUCAUAGCUGAAUUCAAAUUUUGCACUAACUCUGGGUUAUCUCAACCCACAAUCUUGGAGAAAAAUGUUGGGACAAAUGGACAUUACCAUGUCUAGAUUCAAGAUAAAGCUUUUGAAAGCGCUGACAACUACAAAUACUCUCCCUUGUCCACCCAAAACAACAACGUUGAAGCCGGGGUGGAUCAUUUCUAAACCCGACUAAACAACUUUGACCAGGGUGGGGCAAGGGGAGGGGCCAUAUAGGGAUAAGCGUUCUGGAGGGUAAGAGAGUGCAAAAUAGACAACACUUUUUGUCCAAGAUUGCAUCUUUGAACAACCUGGCUCAGUACAGGUAACAAUUUUCAUGCUCUUUAUGCUCUGUUGAGGACUUUACCUGUGCGUUUGCUUCUAUAUAUUUUUUCCCACUGCGCAAAACACAUUCCGGGAUAAAGUACGUUGCGUUUACAGAAUUUUACCCGUGUAUUCCUAAGUAGUGCUUAUUUCGACGUCUGAUAUAUCUGUGCGGAAUUUUUGGAGCUGAAUAACGAUGAACAGUUCGCACAAUGGCAAAAGAUUUUGUACCCUAAGCGAUGUUUGUUUCGCUGACAUCUGUGAUCUCACAGAGACACAAAGAUCAAAUGUAAACGGGAUGAAUCCACUAAAAACAUUCAUUAUUGGUGGAGUACAUCUUUGUUACAUCUUCGUUACAUCUUUGUUUACAAGAAGACAUUUGAGUUUUGCUGUCACACGCACGCAGAAGAACUGGAAACUUGACGAUAAUAAACGAACCCCAUGACUACCAGUGACACUGAUUAUGUAAACAUCGAUUUACGUCUUAGCUGCACCAAGGGCCCAAAAAAUAUUAAAUUAAAAAACUGAAUAGAAAAAAAUAAAGGAAUAGGGAGGAGGUAGAAAGGAACCUUUUCUCCCCUUCCCCUCUCCCUACUUCCAUUUUCUUUGCUCUCGCUUCCACUUUCGAGCGCGGAAACGCUUGCUGCACAGCCUAGCCGAAUCGGUGACGUUUCUCCCGCAAAAAGGUCCCUAGCUUUGGGGAGCAAAGAGUUACGGCUGUAUUCGCCGAUCUGAGAGUGUCUGUCGUCCGUUUUGUAAUAUGUCGCUGCCUGGCAGCGUCACCUGCAUUCAUUCGUCUGAAUUAUAGUCUUGUAAAUCUAAACAAGGUUAAUUCCGGCAAAAUUAUGUUCUUCGUAUUCAUUUUUAGUUAGCUUGAUGGACGGCCUCUUGGCCUGUGCAUAUUCUCGAGUUUAAGAUGUUUCGAUAUAGGUUUUCAGAGGCCAUACCGAUAUUUCUCAAUCACUUUAAAAGUGAUUUUAUCCUUGUCCGAUCGCUGUAAAAUUUUCACCAGUAAUUGGCUGUGGAUUGAAAUUUGUGAAAAUGUAGUUUUAAGUAAAAUCGAUAAUAUAUACUAUUAAUUUGGACUUUUAUUAGAGCUUUUUUGUAUAUCUCUGAAACGACUCGAACGAAUUUUUUAUUUAUUUUUUUUCCCAUAAUCUUCAUAAUGUAUAUAAUAACGUCUGAAACUUUAAUUAAGAUUGAUUCACUGCAACAUCUUGAAAUUUCAAGACAAACCUAUCCUACGAUCCUGUCAAAAAUCCGCGCUACAACAUUCAGUGUUUUGACGUUAUGCUAAUUCUUUCAAAUUAAUGCAUGCGGACAAUACAUAUAUUCCUGACUAGUACAUUUCAGUGUGAGCAUUGUCAAUGUUUUAAGUUCAAAAGAUAAGAUAAAUUCACACUAAACUGUACUAUUCACGAUGGUAUGUAUAGUGCGCAUUAUUUUGGAAAAUUAGAAUAACGUCAGAACAGUGAAUGUUCUAACGCAGAUUUUUGAUAGGUUCGUAGGACAGGUUUGUCUUGAAAUUUUAAGGCGUUGCAGUCGUGAAUCAAUCUUAAUGAAAGUUUCAGACAUUAUUAUAUACACUAUGAAGAUUAUGUGAAGAGAUUUUAAACAAAUUUGUUCGAGUCGUUUUAGAGAUAUACAAAAAAUCGCUAAUAAAAGUCCAAAAUUUUGAAUGACGUUGCACUUAUACAGGUGGUGAGAAAACGGAUUAGUUUUCAAGAUCGCAAGAACGAAAAUACUCCAAAAUUUCCUAGCAUCAAACUAUGAUAUUAAGCAGCAUUUUCAAGCUACUUAAGAAUAAUUUGAGUCAUUUAUAACGUUUUUAUUGAAUAAUCUAUAACGGCUAUUGAAAAUUUAAGGUUUGAAAUAUAUUUUGAGUCGUUUUAGUCGAAUUCAAACAUACAGAAUUUUUUACUCCUUACGGAGACUGUUUGCUGAACACCAAACUGUGAGUUCCUAGUUUUGGAUUUUCAGUAGCUGGUCUAGUUCACACAAAAUUCGGCUUGUAUCAUUUUCAAAGUUUUUUGUUUAUCGUUAUCGCAGUAACAUCGAUUUUACUGAAAACUAAAUUUUCACAAAUUUCAAUCCAUAGCCAAUUACUGGUGAAAAUUUUAUAGCAAUCGGACAAGGAAAAAAGUCAUGAUUUUUAAGGCGAUUGAAAAAUAUCGGUAUGACCGCUGAAAAACUGUAUCGAAACACCUUAACCCUGAAAAAUUGCGGCACGUCGUUGCUCUAUGUUUCGCCACGAAUAGCUGGAUGAUGUCUGCAAGAGAUAUAAACAAGUGAAACCAAUUCCUAUUUUCUCUUUCACCCAGAUGUUAUCUCGACUGUGGUAAAACAGUUUCUUUCCCCUGCGAUUGGGAAUAACAGCAACUGGGCUCUGUGUUGGCAGGCCUCCACUCAUGGCUGGGCUGCCAGUACCUUCCACAGCAGAUGUGAUUGCAAAAAUCACACAAUUGCAAUCAUCAAAAAAGGCUCGUACGUGUUCGGAGGAUACACUGAUAUUCCUUGGGGUAAGUGGGUUUUUAUCCCGGGGGGAUGGCUAGUGUAUGAAAGAGUUGGAGAUACUCUUUGGAAAAUAAAAAUUAAAGCUCUAGAGGACACCAAUCUGCGGGGGGGGGGGUUAGGCUUUAUUUGACCGCCAAAGAAGGCAACCAACUCCUAGAGCCAAUGAAAGUCAGCCUACUUUUGAGCAAAGGCUCACCUUCUCUACUGCUGAAAUACUCUCAAGAAGAGGACCUUAUGUCGCAUCACCCAAACAAAUGUGAAUAUAUUAAUCAUCAUGUAGCGCGGUACGUUGAAACUUGAUACUUUAACCAGGGGGUUGAACUUAAAACGAACCCGUUUACAAGACACUCGUUUCAGUAUUUUUGCAGCAUAUAGCUUAUAUACAAACGUAGCAAUCACUAUAACAUCUAUCAUUAUUUUUAUUCCUUGAUGAAGAUAUGGUGGCUUUCUUCGCACCAUUUGGCCUACAUUUCUUCGAUAUAAGAGGCUACCAUCUAUUUUAAGUUUCUUUAAUUGCUUGUACGCGUCUGAUGAAUUCAUCAUUUCCGAAUAAAUUUUACGCACAUACCCUUGCAGAUCAGAUUGUUUACAAAAGGUCUGAAUUUGAGUGUUCUUCGGCUGUGUCCUGAUCUGUUUAACUCAACAAGAAAGAAUCGAUCAAAGUGAUGAGAUAAAUGAACUCAUCACCAAGUGUACUUUUGACUUUCCAAAAAUGUAGGGCUUUGUCCUAAUAACUGGAUUCAUCUACAAGGUUCAUGCUACAAAGUCUCGUCGGGGAAAACGCACUGGACCGCUGCAAAAUCUGCCUGUGAAGCUAUGGGGUCUAAGCUCGCUAUGGUGACAUCAAAAGCCGAACAACAAGCACUUGCUUCGAACAUAUCACAAAGAGUAUGGAUUGGUUUGUACAGGGAUCCCAAAGACGAUUCACGUUGGUUGUGGGUUGAUGGAUCAAGAGCGACAUAUACUAACUGGAAUCCUGGAGAACCCAACGACCAGGGAAGAAAUGAGGAUUGCACAACGAUGCUUCCUCCUAAUGGAAAAUGGAAUGAUUUAGCAUGUUUCAACAGUCUUAAAUACCUCUGUGAAACCAGUGGUAGGUGAUACGUCAAUUACGUGCAUAAUACUUUGAACUUAUCAUAGUGCACGCAGUGCAUGACUCUAGGAAGCGUGCAAUAUAAACGCAUAAUGAAUUACUUCGCGAAAAAUGGUUAAAUUAUUAUUAUUUUUUUAAUAUUAAAAGAGCCCUAGUAAUCUAGCUCCCUGUAAAAGGGCUCCGAUAGAAUCAAAACAGAAAAAUUAAAGGAAUAGAGUGGUAAGUUUUAAGAUGCGUGGCACAAAAAAUAAGGCCUCUAUCGUUUUGCUUGACUUUACUAAAUUGACAAUCGGCAAGAGAGGAUAAAGGAUAGUGUCAACUAUCGCCCAAAGGAGAGGUAUUUAUUAAGGACUAUAAUGCACCAAAUCUGAGAGUGGGGGUGGGGAGGGUGGUGUUUGUUUUGGCUACCGAAUUUGCUUCUAUUUCUAUGAUCUAAUGAGAAUUUCUAAAGGAUCAUUGGAAAGGGGAUACCAAAAGGAAAUCGUGAGAAAGUAUACUCGGCUUUGUUUGAAACUUAUUACACCACGGCUUACCAAAAAGAAAAAAAAGCAUAAAUACAGUUGAACCCCAACUGAAACUUUCAUAGCUAUGAGCACUAGAGAGCAUAAAAAGCUGCUCAAAACUGGGAAAAAAUUGCAAAUUUGCCAUUUAAAAAGUGUUUCAGGGUAUGAAGAGAUUUUGCUCUCAAGUAGUUUAAGGACUGGGACUAAGGGGUUUACCUGUGGAAAAUUAUUUAUUGGCUAAAACGUCGGCACAGAGAUCAUGGCAUCGUCCUUAACAUUUUAUAAGAAAAAUAUUGUGUUAAUAAGUCACGUGACAUAUUACGUGACCAUUUUGCUAAAAAUCUUAAAUUAUUGACCAAUUAGUGGCGGUUUAAGAAAAAAAAUCGAGCGAUAACAUUUUUCUAAUUCUUAUUAAAUAUUUCUAACACUUCAGGUUUCGAAUGACCAUCCAUUGCACUUCAAUAAAAAAAAAUUAUAAGGGAGAACAUCAUUUAAAAUGCCCUAAUUAGAUCUUGAAUUAUUUAAAACUUUAAUUCUUAACUUUGCGUGCAUUCAUUCCAAACGUAAAAAGUUAGGUAUGUUUAUCUUCUUUCAGAAAUGCCAAUUUGUUUGUCCAAACAAAGUAAAUUCGCCACCAUUCAGUUUUUGGUCACCUGACAUGUCACGUGGCCAUGAUUAAACUUUAAGGCACAAGAAAACCUCAAGAUUUACUUUUGGCCAAAAAUUCAUUUUUUUCUAGAUCUCCUAGCGAGAGAUAUUGCCAAUCAUUCAUAUGCUCCAAACACAACUUUGACCCAGGCCUUAAACGUCUUGAGUAAUUUUUUUUUCUUUUAGAUAAGAAGAAAUAUGGCGGCUAUUUCUAAUUUAGCCAUAUGGUCUUUGCAAACCUUUAUGGAUUCUUCCACUUAUUUUCAUGAUUUAAAGCCGUGCCAAAAAAAAAAAAAAUAGAAAAUCGGUAAACUGAAAUAUGUCCUAGCACAGUUUUAGCAACAAGUAUCUACUUGCAGAAUGCUAUAACAAGAAACAAAAAAUUUUGUCUAUAAAACGACGGGAAAAAAUGGCAAGGCAAGAGCCUCCUUGACUCCUAAACCCUACCUAUAAUGGCCUAUGCAUGACGGCUUCUCCCUAAAGAAGUACCUUUUCAGGGUUUAGGUAUAUGCAAGAGUAGAGGUUUCACUAGUUGAAGUAUAUGGAAGGGAAAGAAAAUCUGCCAUUGCGGUCUUGAAAGGACCUAAAAAGGUUAAAAGACUAUGAAAAAGACAAGAACCGUUCUGGUUGAGAGAUUUAUUCAUAUUUAAAAGACGGUCCAUUUACAGUAGCUUAAAAAGAGCAGGGGCACCCAACGAGAAUAUAGUUCAAAACCACUUAAACAUAGAAUUGUUAAACGUAUUUUAGUAUUUAAACGGUAGAUAUAGGCAUAUUUUUAUUCCCUAAAAAUUUUUCAUCUGUUCGGAUUUCCUAGCUGAAAGUCUAGUGAUUCGAAAAUUAUAGGGAUCAAAACUUACCUUUUCGAAAAUUUCAGCCAGGAAAAAGGCUGCCGAAAAUUCUAGGUGACCUUUUUAGGGUAAAAAUCCGUUAAAAAUAGGCAAUUAUACCAUUUUUUAGAUGUUCGAAAAUCCUAGGAGAGGCAGGCUAGCAAGAAAUUUUACAACAAAUGUUCCGAAAAUUGUAGAUCUCAAAUCGUCUUCCGAACAGAUAUUUUUCCGAAAAUUGUCGUUGGGUGCCCCUGAAAGAGGUGCAGGGGUACUAUUUGUCAAUGGAAGGUCUACGAUCCCUUUUCUGUCAAGGAAUGGUAUAAAGAGUAUAAUUUUUUUUAGUAUCCCCGGGUCCAGAAGCUGCAAAUUUAGGAAAUACAGUAAAGCAGCAAGGAUCUAUGUGCAACUGGCUGAACGGGUUUUAACCAUGACAAUCGCAAAUAUGGUAAGGAAAUCGUUAAGGCAAAUGACAAAGGCAAAUUCCGCAAAUUUAGCAAUUAUAGCAAAGAAAAAGGACGAUUUUCUAAAACUGGCAGUGCCUAAAAGGUUGACGUUAUCAAAAUUACAAAUGACAGUGGAAAUUAUCCUCAAAUUAAAUGAACAACCUAAGCGGCUGAAAAAGAACCGGAAAAAAAAAACAACAAAGAAAAACAAAUUUAGCAAAACAGACAAAAGUUAAGGCGCACGACAGAAGACAUUAAAGGGAAUAGAGGGGUUUCGUCAAGCUGCAAAUUUGCUAAUAAUAAUCAUCAUCAUCUUUAUUGAGGAAACUUUUUCAUAAAAGAUAUGGUUUUCAAAAAGGACCUCAAAACUAGAUAUAUAUUAUAAAAACAAAAAAAAGCUAUAAAAUUGCAAAGGGAUUAAAAAGAUACAAAAAAUGCAUAAAAAAUUAAAAAUAAGAAUAAGUAAAAAUUAAACGUAAGUAGCUAUAUUAAAAACUUAAAAACAUUACGUUUAAAACUAUUUACAUUCCUUGAGUCUUUGAUCGUCUGACUGAGGGAGUUAAAAUCGGAAACGGCAUGAUAUUGUGUUCUUUGCUUCCCCCAAUUUCUUUUGACACGUGGUAAUCUAAAAUUGCCUUUGUUACGUGUAUUAUGCCUAUGAAGUACGUCUUGUCUAAUCAAGUCUAUAUCGCGAUUAAUUAGGCCAUUGAUGCAUUUGUAUACGUGUACACACCUUCUUUGAAAUCGCCUUUUCUCUAGAGGCAGCCACUUGAGAACGGCUAAUGCCUCAGUGGAGGAUGAGUACAAUGGUCUAUUUAAAAUAACUUUAGCGGCCUUAUUUUGCAAAACUUGCAAACUAGACAUAAGGGUAAUAUUAUCAGGGGCACCCAACGACAAUUUUCGGAAAAUAUGUGUUCGGAAGACGAUUUGCGAUCUAGAAUUUUCGGAACAUUUGUUGUAAAAUUUCUUGCUUGCCUGCCUCUCCUAGGAUUUUCGAACAUCUAAAAAAUGGUAUAAUUGCCCAUUUCUAAUGGAUUUUUACUCUUAAAAGGUCACCUAGAAUUUUCGUGAACCUUUGUUGUGGCUGAAAUUUUCGAAAAGGUAAGUUUUGAUCCCUAUAAUUUUCGGUUCACUAGACUUUCAGCUAGGAAAUCCGAACAGAUGAAAAAUUUCUAGGGGAUAAAUACUAAAAAAUACUAAAAUACGUUUAACAAUGCUAUGUUUAAGUGGUUUUGAACUAUCUUCUCGUUGGGUGCCCCUGUAUUAUGUUUAUCGCCCCAUACUAGAUCAGCAUAUUCAAAAAGGGGGAUAACAAGACUUUUAUAGAAAAGUAGACGCGCCCUGAAAGGCAAUAAAUGCUUUAUACCCUUGAGAAGCCCAAGCCUCUGAUUGAUUUUCCCAGUUAGGUGUUCAAUGUGAUCAGUCCAUGUGAAAUCCGAAGAUAUAUGUAUACCGAGGUAUUUAAAGCUGCGAACAUUACUUAUACUAUGAUCUAAAAUUGAAACAGUCAAAUCUACUUUGCUUUCGCGUUUCCUAUUACUACCGAUAAGCAUGCAUUUAGUUUUGUCCAAAUUUAAAGUCAGUUUGUGAUCAUGCAGCCAUUUCGCCACACCCAGUAGAUCGUUAUUUAACUUAUCAAUCAACUCCUUUGAGGAUGUACCAUAGCAAUAAAUUACAGUGUCGUCUGCAUCAAGUGACGCGUAGCAGGAGUGAAGCACAUUUGGCAAGUUAUUUAUGUAAAUCACAAACAACAGAGGCCCUAGAAUGCUACCCUGUGGCACCCCAUGCGUGACUGGAAGUUCCUCAGAUAACUCAUUUCCACAUGAUGUGCGCUGUUGUCUACCAGUUAAGUAAGAACGCAACCAAUGAAGAGCUGUUUCAGAGAGGCCGAUCUCGGAUAGCUUGCAUAACAUUAUUUGAUGGUCUACCGUGUCAAAUGCCUUGGUUAGAUCGAUGAACACGGUCCCGCAAAGUUUUCCUUGUUCCAUGUUUAAGAGCACUUCAUCAGCAAAUGAGGUCAAAGCUGUUGUAGUUGAGAAACCCUUCCGGAAACCAAACUGCUUGUUGGACAAUAAAUUAUUGGUAAUCAAGUACUGAUACAACUGCAAGUGUACCGCUCUUUCCAGAAUCUUGCUUGCUAAGCGUAUCAAAAGUACGAGGGAUUUUUCCGGCAACUGCCAAGACGAUCGUUAACCAAGAGCUAAGCGCCAUGUAAUGCAUAAAACCUUCUUGGCCUUUUCUUUAGAAUUUUGUUAAAUUUAUUAUUGUUGCUAUUCUUGCGAUAUUUAUUACCCAUUCGUUUCAGAUAACAAGGAAACUUCUUGUUACUUUUGCGAUUUUUGCGAAAUUUGUAGACUUCUUGAGGCUCUUCUUUGUGUUUUGUCUUUCUAAGUCUAGAAUUUUAUUAAAUUUGAUAUUCUUACCUUUCUUCCAAUAAUUGUUACCCAGUCUUUUUAGAUAACAAGGACAUUUCUUGUUACUAUAGCGAUUUUUGCGAAAUUUGCUGACUUCUCGGGGCCCUUACUCCUAGUGGUUGCGUUUCCUCUUUCUGAGUCUAUAAUUUUGUUAAAUUUGUUAUUCUUGCUAUUUUUUCGAUAUUUACAAGGAAAUGUGUCACAAAAUUUUCUUAUGAAUCAUUUUUUUGGCUAAAAUUGCGAAAAAAAAAAAAAAAAAGAAAUGGCUAGCAAAUUUUUGCCAUCUCCAAAGUUAGCAAGGGAGAGGAAAGCCAAUUUAUGGCCAAGAGGUCUGGUGAAACAAGAGCAAAUAGAACUCAAAGAUUGAGAUGAGAUUAACUCUCACGGGAUUAGCUUGCCUAGUCCCUGCACGGCGUCUUCCCAGGCCUUCUCGGUUAAUGCAUUUUGGUGACGUAUCCGAGACCCAAAAACUCGCGCAGACCGCCUGAUCCGAAACGCAUCAGCGGCUCGCAAUACAAAAAAAGCAAGGGAGAGGAAAACCAAUUUAUGGCCAAGAGGCGGGCUGCAUCUACCAUUUUGUUCUCUGAAGAGAACAAAAUGAGAAAGAAAGAAGAAAAAGGCAAGUUAUGGACCGUACAAUUAAGGCAUAGAUAUAUGAAUAUCCCUACAAAGUUUCCGUGAAAUUGUCCCCGCUAGUUUCGUACUUUCCGGGGGCGCCCCUGGUACUUUCAUUUCUUCGAUGAGAAGAUUGAGGGUUUUAUUGCCUAUUUACGUACACACAAUCUGUAUUUAAUCAUCGACCCCCCUUAGAGUUUUUUUGAUUGAAAUAUACAAUCGGAGGAAGCAGAUCAAUAGCUCACCUCUUUUUCAAUUGCAGCCGGUUGUUAAUCCUUGUUUUUCUUCCUUUUUAUUACUGUUAUUUAUAGCGUCUGGUUACAGUACCUCUUCCAAGUCGUUUGUGUUCUCUCUUCUGGAUAAAGAAGGGCUUGCACCAUUUAAGAGCAUGGUGACGAAUACAUCAUUUGCGGUUUACCGUGGUUCAAGUUGUGGUCCAACAUUUGGUGGGGGGCAUGACAUAUACAUUGCUGAUAAUGCUAAUCAGAAUGCUAAUUCCUACACUAAUUUUGGUACCUCUUACUCUCUUCCGAAUGGAGUUACCAACAGUUCUACAAUCCUGGCUGGAACCCGUUACUUUUCACCCGACGAGGUUGAGGUAUUUUAUCUCGCUUGAGUUCUGUUGACCCCUUGAUUUCCAUGCGCAGAACUCGUUUGAAAUCAAUGAAAAAUUCACCCCAAAAAUCUUUUUAAGACAUAUUGCAAAGCAGAUCAUCGAAAAGGCCCAAAAUUUUGAGUGGUUAUAAGGUACGGAGCCUUAAGAUCCGAGGACGGUCGCGUUGGCGAAAACGCCGCUUACUGUUACACCCCUUUCUUUUGAUAUUCAGUGAAUUUGUCAAAUGUAGGAGAACUCUACUGAACAACCAUUUCAAAGUUAAGAAAGAGGAAGAAAAGUUCAUCUUUGCUUGUUUGCGUCUUCCAGAAACGUAAAAUAGAUUAGGGAUAUUGUACGUUGUAGUCGUGCAAUCGGACGGGCGGUAGAAAUGUACAAAAAGGCGUGAUGCACGUGCAAAGUCGGAGUGAUUAGUAAUCUAUUGCUUUAAUUUCUUGACGUUUUCGCCGCUGCUGCCGUCAUUGGAUCUUUAGGUCCUUAAUCUAAACGGUGUCCCACAGUAGGCUUUAACAGAUUAUUCUCGAAAAAGUAACAUAAUAUAUAUGCUAUUAGCAGUGCUGGCAUAUUUCUAAAAUGAUGCCAAUAAUUAUGCUAGUUUUUGUAAACUAUGCUCAUUUUAACAAAGAAAAAAAAUGCAGAAAUUAUGCCUUUACUAUUUAGUUAAAAGUUGGUAAAAACAUCUCAAUAGUUAUAUGCAACACUAAAUUAAAUGGCAAAAAAAUUUACCCUGUUUACAUCUAGAAACCUUUAAGAGUGCAUUCAUUGUCUGACAACUUGGGUAAUCAUCUUGGGUAACCGUGCUUGUUAUGCACAUGCGUUGAUUCAUGUGGAAAGGGACCUGGGUCACCUCCCGUUAGACCAAGGUCCCAUGAAUGUGAUGAUAUAAGCAGAGAGAGAUUGACUUUGUUACUUAAAUUUGCCUGUAACUUUCUUGGUGGCAUGAUCACUAUGACAAUUUUGUGCUGCAAAACGUUAACCAGCUAAAAGUGCAAAUUAGGCUACCAGUGCUUUUUUUUCGAAAAAUAGUUGAUAAUUAUGCUCGUGAUGACAAAUUAUGCCAAAAGUUAUGCAAACAAUUAUGCCAGCACAAUCUAUCAAAGCCUAGCUAUGCGACGGUCUGCGACACGAUCAGAACUCUGUCUGCGUCUAACGUUUUCAGACAUCCCAUGGCCAGGACGUACAUCAAAGGCAGAUAUGUGAAUUGUUAGCGACUGCAGUCUUUCCAGGUUUGUUUGAAUCUUUGUGGCCGAAACACAGGUCUGUCGACGAGGCGACGCAGACCGGUCUCCGAUCAGUGUUCCAGAUUACAUUUACCGUGUCAUUUACGCUUCGUUCACACGUUUUCAGAUAUUUUUUAAAACGGAGAGUUUUUUCUCGAUU
Porites lobata is the source of this 24592-nucleotide messenger RNA. Lineage: Eukaryota; Metazoa; Cnidaria; Anthozoa; Scleractinia; Poritidae. The record is from the annotation of a GenBank genome assembly.